Messenger RNA from Rangifer tarandus platyrhynchus (Svalbard reindeer), 471 nucleotides. NCBI's taxonomy places the organism in Eukaryota, Metazoa, Chordata, Mammalia, Artiodactyla, Cervidae. The record is from the annotation of a GenBank genome assembly.
AUGCGCACCUCAAGGCUCUACACGUUGGUCCUGGUGCUGCAGCCUCAGCGAGUCCUCCUGGGCAUGAAGAAACGAGGCUUCGGGGCCGGACGGUGGAACGGCUUCGGGGGCAAAGUUCAAGAAGGAGAGACCGUCGAGGAUGGGGCCAAGAGGGAGCUGCAGGAGGAGAGUGGUCUGACCGUGGACACGCUGCACAAGGUGGGCCAGAUCACGUUUGAGUUCACAGGUGACCCCGAGCUGAUGGACGUGCACGUCUUCUACACGGACAGCGUCCGGGGCACGCCCGUGGAGAGCGAUGAGAUGCGCCCGCAGUGGUUCCGGCUGGACCAGAUCCCCUUCAGGGACAUGUGGCCGGACGACAGCUACUGGUUCCCGCUGCUGCUUCAGAGGAAGAAGUUCCGUGGCUACUUCAGGUUCCAGGGGCAGGAGACCAUCCUGGACUACACACUCCGUGAGGUGGACGCCGUCUAG